Chara braunii is the source of this 845-nucleotide messenger RNA. The record is from the annotation of a GenBank genome assembly. Lineage: Eukaryota; Viridiplantae; Streptophyta; Charophyceae; Charales; Characeae.
GUCAGGCUUCGGGACUGUGUGGGACGUAGCUUUCCGGGACUUGUGUGGGACAGACAUCUGCGGGACUGUUUGACAAAGACCGAGGCGGACAGCCAUGAUGGUGCGGACUCAGGCACGAGUGUUUGAGGACGCCGGGGAGGAUGAGAACCGCAAGGCGCAGAAGAAGUGCUGCGUGUACAAGUACAUCCGCGUGGGACAUAAUCUUGGCGAGAGGUUCCCCAGGAAUCGCAUGUUGAAAUGCGUUUUUUGCGGCCACGAAUUUCAGGGCAACCAAUUCGUGGCGGGGCGCCAUUUCUGGCAGGGUAAGGGAUGUCUGGCAGUGACCGACGAGGCACUUGUCGACAUAGACUACAACACCGACUACAAGCUGGACGGGAAGAUCCUUGAGCGAAUGCGUCGGUUUGAGGAGCUUCACGGUCCAGAGCCUGCGAUGGAUCCGCAUCGGGACGAGCGAGGGGUGAGACAGGUGAGGGAUGACGAGGACGUGAUCGACGUGGACAACGUCGUAGAGGAGGGGGCUCGGGCGGGGCCGUCAGAGAGGGACCGAGGGAAGGGCGUUGUCAGCGAGCCGGGGGGGCAGCAAGGCCAAUACUUUAAGGAUUCACACGUGUCUGCUCAUGCACAAGCGCAUGUGAGUGCGGACGAGGCGGGACCGUCUAAGGGGAAGAAAAAGGACAGAGAGGAGGAGACGCGACCGGGAGUGCAGAAGAGGCUUAGACAAAAUACGAACAGGGAGUCGUAUUGUUCAUAGUGGCCAAGGGAGUUCAAGAAGAAGUGGCUGAGGUUUGUCUACAGUCAACGUCUGGCGUCCAACAUCUUCCGGAGCGAGCCGUGGUUGGACGUCG